Exserohilum turcica Et28A is the source of this 1710-nucleotide messenger RNA. RefSeq lists its product as uncharacterized. The record is from RefSeq and is a predicted model, not a curated record. The transcript is spliced from 4 exons. Gene Ontology annotation, biological process: transmembrane transport. NCBI's taxonomy places the organism in Eukaryota, Fungi, Ascomycota, Dothideomycetes, Pleosporales, Pleosporaceae. Gene Ontology annotation, molecular function: transmembrane transporter activity. Gene Ontology annotation, cellular component: membrane. Bases 1 to 1710 code for a protein of 569 amino acids.
AUGUCCACAUCUCAACAACAAAAACACUAUGGCGGCCACACGGUCGCCGAGGAGCCCGUGACAUCGGUGCUGCCCGGCGGCGACGUGCCGUAUGACCCAGACCACGAGUUCAAUUCCGAUGUCGAGGUGCUUGCGGCGCUGGGCUACAAGUCCGAGUUCAAGCGCGAGUUUACGCCUUUUACUACGUUUUGCGUCAGCUUUGCUAUUCUGGGCUUGCUCCCGAGUUUUGCUUCGACUAUGCACUUCGGCAUGGGGUAUGCUGGCACCGCGGGCAUGACUUGGGGCUGGAUGGUCGCCAUGGUCGGUAUCCAGAGUGUGGCGAUGAGCAUGGCAGAGCUGUGCAGUAGUAUGCCGACCAGCGGUGGCUUGUACUACGCGUCUGCUGUGCUGGCGCCAAAGGGUUGGGGCCCGUUUGCUGCGUGGAUCACUGGGUGGAGCAAUUGGCUUUGCCAAAUCACUGGUGCACCUUCCGUGAACUACGGAACGGCGGCUAUGAUUCUGGCGGCGGCCAGUAUCAGUGAUCCGACAUAUGUGCCGACAAACUACCAGACGUUUCUACUGACCGUCUUGAUUAUGAUUAUCCACUCGGUCAUCUCGUCCAUGCCGACGUGCUGGCUGGCGCAGUUCAACUCUGCGGGCUCGACCUUCAACUUCCUCGCCCUGGUCGCCGUCAUCAUCAUGAUUCCCGCUGCGACAGACCGCACUGAUCGCGGGCUCCCGCGAUUCUCCCCUUCCGGCGAGGUUUGGGGCACAAUUUUCGAGGGGACUUCGUUUCCAGCCGGUAUCACGGUGCUCAUGUCGUUUAUCGGUGUCAUCUGGACCAUGUCUGGGUACGACGCGGCGUUUCAUCUGGCAGAGGAAUGCUCAAACGCAAACAUUGCUGCCCCGCGCGCCAUUGUUAUGACUUCUGCCACGGGUGGCAUCUUUGGCUGGUUUCUGCAGCUCGUCGUCGCCUACACCGUCGUCGACAUCCCCAGCGUGCUUGGCUCGACGCUUGGCCAGCCAUUCGCCGCGUACCUGAUGCAAUGCAUGUCGCAGAAGUUUACGCUCGCCAUCCUCUCCAUCACAAUUAUCGCUGGCUUCAGCAUGGGCCAGGGCUGCAUGAUUGCCGCAAGUAGAGUUACGUUUGCGUACGCGCGUGACGACUGCUUCCUGCUUUCCAAGUACUGGAAGCAAGUCAACCCGUAUACCCAGACGCCUGUAAACGCCGUGUGGUUGAACUGCGCCAUUGGCAUUCUCUGCUUGCUGCUCAUCUUUGGCGGAGAACUCGCCAUUGGAGCUUUGUUUUCUAUUGGCGCCAUUGCAGCGUUUACCGCCUUUACCAUUCCCAUUUUCAUCCGCGUCUUCCUGGUCGGCGACCGCUUCAGGCCUGGGCCAUGGAACCUGGGAAAAUAUUCUGUUGUCAUUGGCACGAUUGGCUGCAGUUUCGUCGCCCUCAUGAUUCCUAUCCUGUGCUUUCCCAGUGUCACCGGCUCACAGUUGGACGCAAGUCAAAUGAACUGGACGUGUCUUUGCUACGGCGGCCCCAUGUUCAUCGUCAUCAUCUGGUGGUUCGUGUCUGCCCACAAGUGGUUCAAGGGCCCCAAAGUCAACAUUGAGCACAUGAUGCAUGACCCUAAGCAUGUCCUUGAGGGGCGCAGUCCAUCAGGCGAUGAGGGUAGUGAGACAGUCGGCAUUAUACAGGGGAAAGAGUUCGAGGCUACGAAAUGA